ACACCAACUGUCUGCGCCAACAUUGCACGGCGAAUCAUUGGGGUGCGCGCGGUGCAGUGCAGCGAGCCAGCGUCGUGCGCACAGUGGCAGCGCGCGAUGCCGUUGGGUGAAGAUCCAGCAACACCUGGAAACAUUGACGCCAGUGUCAAUCCGUUGGCGAGCGAACGUGAAGAUGUGCCUCCAGAAGAACUGGAAAGUUACGGCGGUGUGGGGUAUUCGUUCGAGGGACAAGAUGAGUUAUUUCCCACAGGUGACGAAGAGCCCGAAGAACCUGAAGAUUCUCCCGCUAAUGAUGGCUUGCUCGAGGCGACGAGUGAACGCCUUGGCAGCAGAGUGCGUGGAAUGGUUGAGAAGGCGGGUGAAGACUCGCGCAACGUUUUCCAGAAGAGCGAGAACCUCGUUCUACGCGCGACAGCACUUCGCCAUGAUGUCUUGCAACACAACGACCAGCAAACGCAAAAAUUCAACAUAGUCAAAAACAUGCUGCUUGAUUCCCUGAAAAAGUAUUCGAAUGAUGGCGAGUAGUUGUGACCACGCUGGCAGCAAACAGCGUAGUAUGCGUGAAGGACUCACUGCGUUUUAUUGCACCGAUGGCACGUGCGCUCAGUACUGCAUAUCUUAAUUAUAUACUUCGUUUAUGUGACAGGUCAAUCACAUCACCAAUGUUUUAGCACGCGCCAACUUUAUAUUCUCUGUAUGUUGUAUUUAUUUUGAAUGAUUCUCAAUUA
Messenger RNA from Rhipicephalus sanguineus (brown dog tick), 728 nucleotides. RefSeq lists its product as uncharacterized. The coding region runs from base 97 to 525 and encodes 142 amino acids. The transcript has 5 exons. The record is from RefSeq and is a predicted model, not a curated record. NCBI's taxonomy places the organism in Eukaryota, Metazoa, Arthropoda, Arachnida, Ixodida, Ixodidae.